Cuscuta campestris is the source of this 653-nucleotide messenger RNA. The record is from the annotation of a GenBank genome assembly. NCBI's taxonomy places the organism in Eukaryota, Viridiplantae, Streptophyta, Magnoliopsida, Solanales, Convolvulaceae.
CAACGUAGUUGCCGGAGGUAGCCACGAUUCUUGCCGGAAGUUGCCCCGAAAAGUUGAAUGAAGAAAAUAUUUCCUGUGGAAAUCAGCCACUUGUGAGCCUUUUUAAACCAUCUAAACUUCGUUAUUUCAAUCUGGUUUCUAAACAAAAGUUGUAGCCUUAUGUCUUACGAACCCGUAGCUUCAAACGGUUCGCGAUUUCGUUGAGUAAUGAAGGAAAUAUGGCGCGAAAACCAGGGCUGCUAUGCCCACAGAAUUCGGCGACCUCCGCUUCCAAUCCAGCAACCAGCGGCAGCGGCGGUCUGACCCAACGAAUUCCAGCAAACCAAGAAGCUCCGGCGACUGGUUCAGGCAGCAGUGAUAAUGGGUCCAUGGCGUGGGUCCUCUCUUCUCCAAUGACCUCCGGUGACGACAAGGACAAGCCGGGCAGCAGCUACGGUGGAAUUAGGGAAUGGGGAUGUGAGAACUCCGUCAACGUGAUUUCACGAUGUUCGCUCUGAUUGAACCGACACGAAUCAAGUAAUCAUGGAGGGGUUGACCUUGAAGUACAUCCUGGAGGGCAGCGUGACGGAGGAGAUGUACGGAUGCAGGGAUUUCAUAAUGUUUGAUUUAAUUAUAAAGCUUCCGCACCGUUUGUAUAAACUCUGAUAUGUAUU